Drosophila hydei is the source of this 660-nucleotide messenger RNA. RefSeq names its product 39S ribosomal protein L35, mitochondrial (gene mRpL35). The transcript has 2 exons. Bases 109 to 627 code for a protein of 172 amino acids. Lineage: Eukaryota; Metazoa; Arthropoda; Insecta; Diptera; Drosophilidae. Gene Ontology annotation, molecular function: structural constituent of ribosome. The record is from RefSeq and is a predicted model, not a curated record. Gene Ontology annotation, cellular component: ribosome; mitochondrion. Gene Ontology annotation, biological process: translation.
UCUCUCAAACAGCUGACUCGGCCAACUCGGAAGCUAUUACGCGAUUGCGUUCCGAAAGAAAAUUUGGACAUUAUCAAUCAACAUUGAUCAAUUAAAAAGAAUACAGAAAUGUUCCGUUCGCUGGUUGCAGGUGCGAUACGCAACGUCUGCCGUGCUCAGCCGGCGUUCGCGCUGCAGCAAACCCAACGAAACUUUUUUGGUCAUUUAAUUGCUGCAUCUUCUCCUGCCCAAAGCAAAAUAAGUUUACUAUCCUCCCAAAACCUUACACCUCCGUUAUUACAGCCAGCUGCGCUUGCCGCCUUGCCUACUCGCAGUGUCACGAAGUUCUCACUCAUCAAGGGCAAACGCAAGACAGUAAAGGCGGUGUUAAAACGCUUCAAGCGUCUCGACUGGGGUGCCUGGAUCCGAACACAUUCUGGCCGCCAUAAGAAAAUGUUUAAGAAGUCCCCAGAGCUGCGCCGUCGUCUGCGUCAACAUGUAUUUACAAAUGCUACACAGAGCUGGCUGCUGGAUAAGAUGGUGACGAGCUAUUGGCGUCGCCCCAAGCAUUACAUCGAUGAUCCGUAUGCUCCAUACCACAAACGCGAUGAAUACUUCGCAACCAAAUCCAAAACAUUUAAAGUGUAGUGGCUACAUGAUUAAAUAACAUGUUUUUUAACA